This is a messenger RNA of Morchella importuna, 2004 nucleotides long. RefSeq lists its product as uncharacterized. Gene Ontology annotation, molecular function: potassium ion leak channel activity. Gene Ontology annotation, biological process: potassium ion transmembrane transport; stabilization of membrane potential. The coding region runs from base 1 to 2004 and encodes 667 amino acids. Gene Ontology annotation, cellular component: membrane. The record is from RefSeq and is a predicted model, not a curated record. NCBI's taxonomy places the organism in Eukaryota, Fungi, Ascomycota, Pezizomycetes, Pezizales, Morchellaceae. The transcript is spliced from 6 exons.
AUGUACCGACGCCCGCCCGCCUACAUUAGCUAUUGUUGGUGCCUAAUCAAAAGAAAUGGGAGUCUUGGACCUGUCCUGGGACCAGCUGAAAGUCUGCUCUGGAUCGAUAUAAGUUUCCUGCUGUGUUCUGGAGUGGUGCCAUCUUUGUUCAAUCCUACAUACACACAUACAAUCGGCCGUACCAUCGACAUGAACGACCCGGGCCCCGAUGAUCAAAUCCAAGAGAACGCACGCGACGUAGCCCGGAAAUAUCACGAGAACCACACUCAAGGGCGGCGGCAGCAACAGCACCAACAACACCAACAGCGUCACCGCAAUAGCGGACACAAGCACGACAAGGCUAAUAGCGGUAGCUCCCGGGAUGAAGAGGCCGACCGGGCAAAACAAUUUGAAGAGGGGAUGUUGGAGGACGGGAAUGUUGUGAAGGGAUUUACUGAGCCGGGUCUUUGGUGGAUCACGUCCACUGUUUUCCCACUGGUUGCGGGUGCGUUUGGUCCGUUGGCUAAUUUGGCGUCCGUUUGUGCGCUGGUGCAGACCUGGAGGGUUUAUGUGCCCCCCGGGGCGUCGGAGAUACACGGUGACCGAGUAGCAGAUCCGGCUUGGCUCCUCGGGAUAAAUGCAGUAUCAUUGGUUAUGGCUGUGAUUGCAAACAUCUUUAUUCUUAUGACUUUUGCGCAGCGAAUACGAUACCGGGUAUCAUUGCCUUUUACUAUAACCCUCUGGUAUAUCUCCUCAAUACUCCUAAUCGGUCUAGUAAUAGCUGCAACCAAACUCCUCCAAGAGGACGCCGGUAAAUCCUUUGCCUUCUCUCAAUCCUACUACUACGGAACCAUGGCCGCCGUACUGUACUUUAUCAUUGCGACCCUCCUCUUCACCAAUUACUUCAACAGCACCAUCAAGAGGCGCUACCCCCCAUCAUUCAGAGUGCUCACAAUCCCGCAGCGCACUUUAAUGCUGCAGACCACAUCUUUGAUGUUCUACCUUGGCCUCGGUGCACUGGUUUUCUCAAAGCUCGAGAGCUGGGAGUACGUAGAUACAAUAUACUGGGCAGACUACACACUCCUUACAGUCGGCCUGGGAUCAGACUACCCGCUGCAACACACCGCCUCAAAGAUCAUACUGAUUCCAUAUGCGGUAGGCGGCAUCAUUGUGCUGGGUCUCGUAGUCAGUAGCGUUAGGGGUAUGGUGCUGGAGCGCGGAAAGAUCAAGAUGAACCGCAGAGCGAUCCAAAAGCAGCGGGAGAAGUGGUUGAAGGAGCUUGAGGCGAAAAAGAAGGAUAAUGAUACCCGGUCUGCAAACGAGUUGAUUAAGGAAGAUUUCGAGAUCAUGCGGAAGAUUGAGAGAGCCGCAGAGUCGAAGGGAAAGUGGAUGGCGCUGGUAACAUCGUCGAUGGCGUUCUUGCUGGUAUGGCUGGGUGGAGCCAUGGUUUUUACAUUCUCAGAGCGCACCCAACACUGGACAUACUUCGACUCUCUAUUCUUCUCCUACACCUCCCUCCUUACAAUCGGCUAUGGCGACUACUACCCCCAAUCCAACUCCGGCAAGCCCUUCUUCGUAAUCUGGUCCGUCAUCGCCGUCCCCACAAUGACCAUCCUCAUCUCCAACAUGAGCGACACCGUCGUCCGCGGCGUGCGCGAUGGCACCCUCUGGAUCGGGCAGAAAACUGUCCUCCCCGACGCGAAGAACCCGACGCCCUCCGAGCAGCGCGAGCAGACCGACAAUGCCAUUGAGCAGGUGCGCGACGGGAUCCCGUGCUCGCCGAAACAGGUACAGGAGAGCAUCGCGGCGCAGAUAAGAGUGAUAUCGGGACAUCUGGGAUUUGAGCCACCAAAGAGGUACACGUUCGAUGAGUGGAUCGAGUUUUUGGAGCUACUGGAGCUGAGGUGGGAGAGCGAAGGGUGGAGCUGGUUGAGCGAGGAUGGACCGCUGAUGAGUGGGUUGACGGAGACGGAGUGGGUGCUGGGGGAACUGUGUAGAAAGUUGGAAAAGGCGCUGUCCGCUUGA